This is a messenger RNA of Venturia canescens, 2974 nucleotides long. RefSeq names its product sorting nexin 3 (gene Snx3). Bases 227 to 718 code for a protein of 163 amino acids. Gene Ontology annotation, cellular component: retromer complex; early endosome membrane. Gene Ontology annotation, molecular function: phosphatidylinositol-3-phosphate binding. The transcript is spliced from 4 exons. Lineage: Eukaryota; Metazoa; Arthropoda; Insecta; Hymenoptera; Ichneumonidae. The record is from RefSeq and is a predicted model, not a curated record. Gene Ontology annotation, biological process: late endosome to Golgi transport; endocytic recycling.
UCAUCACGGUGCGGCGUGUACUGUAGUUACUGUGCGGUACAGUGGUGUGUGUCGUCACGUUACAGUGUUCGAUACACGACGAGUGAGCAAGCGAGACAUUCCUGUUAUCUUUUUCGUAUGUGUUAUUUUUUGUCGUCGUCGUGUGCCAUUAUCUCGAAACGUUUGGUAGGUGGCUCAUUCUCGGUGGUUGAAGCCUUACAAUACAAAGUGGGCAGUGUUAGUAAUAAUGGCAGAUACAACGGUGGAUGCAACGCGGCGUCUUAACGUCAAAAAACAAACUCUCGAUGACGCUUAUGCAGCUCCAGCAAACUUUCUCGAGAUCGACGUUAUCAAUCCGGAGACUCACGGUGUUGGAAAAAAACGAUACACGGAUUAUGAGGUCCGCAUGAGGACCAAUUUACCUGUAUUCAAAGUUAAAGAAUCCAGUGUAAGAAGACGAUACAGCGACUUUGAGUGGCUGAGAAACGAACUUGAAAGAGAUAGCAAGAUUGUCGUUCCACCUCUGCCCGGCAAAGCGUGGAAACGUCAAAUGCCUUUCAGAGGGGAUGAUGGAAUUUUUGAGGAAGAUUUCAUCGAAGAUCGAAGAAAGGGUCUAGAAAUAUUUGUCAACAAAAUAGCGGGUCAUCCUCUGGCACAGAACGAACGGUGUCUUCACAUGUUUCUGCAGGAUCCUGGGAUAGAUAAGAAUUAUGUGCCAGGAAAAAUAAGAAACACGUAGACGUCGUAGUUCGGUUCAACUGCAAAUAUUUGAUCUUUUAUCCGUCACUUUAAUACCACCUGUAGAUUCCUAAAUUCUCCAUUCUAAUUGAAUUUGUACUUGUGAAAAGUAAACACUAAUUUUUCACAAUCAUGAUGAUAGUAAUACUCAAAUGAUUGAACAGUUAUGUUGGUGAUUCGUGAUGCUCAGAGCUCUCGUUGGAAAAAUUAUUUGUAUGAAUUCAACUGCUUUUUUUCGGUGCUACGCGAAUGAGGAGCUUAAGGAUCUGUCUAAGGUGGUAACGAAUAUUUGCAAGCUUACCUGAUCGUUGAUCAGGUGGCGAACGUGUAAAUUGUUACGUCGAUUCGAAGUUAUGAGAGAAACGGAAGCAAAAGAAAAAAAAAUUAAAAACAGGACACGAUAGAUCGGAUAAGAUCAUUGUAAAAUCGAAAAAAUCGUUGAUACGGAUAUUUUCUUACAUGUCCGAAAGGCAAAAAGACAAAGCGAGAGAAGUAAUGUUAACGAAUACAAAUUCGACCAUCGAUCUGAACGAAAUUUCAUUUAAAAUUGUUGCAAUAAAUAUGGAUGUGUAUAUAUACGAUAAUACAGAGCGUAUCAGGUUGAAUGGUGAAUAAUGUAAAUUGAAGAUAAAUAUUCAAUUUCAAAUUGACAAAUUUAAUACAAUUUUUAAAUCGGACACCCACCUGAAGAGAUUUUAAUUAUUAAAAAUAGCGAUCAAGGCUCGCAUUCCCAAUAAAAAUACAGUCAAAACUGUUAUAAAUAGAAUAAAAGUGUUGAAAAAAUCCAUGGAACCGGGACUAUGGAGCACAAAAUUUUCUACAAGCGAUUUCCGGACAAAAUUAUUCUGAAUUCAAUUAUUUAUUCGUAAUAGCAACGCUGCAAAUAUUUUUCGCUGUUCACUCGCUUAUCCAAUGUUUCAAAAAUCUGAUUUGAGGAGCAGUUACGAUGAGUGUCAAUGACUUCUUCCUCUUCGAAUUCCUGCUCUACCUAAUGAAUCCUAUGCAAUAUUACUCAAUAUCUCCACAAGUUUGAAUACUCUCUAUUGGAGAACAAUUACUAAUGAAUUUUUUUGAUUACCAUCUUAUCGUGAGGCAAUUCGGUUCACACCUCUGUACUUGCAAUUUGAUCGUUCAAUUAAAUAAUCAAUAUUAGAGACGGUCAUUCAACCUGGAAUGCCCUGUUCGCAUAUAUAUUUCGAUGAAAUUGUGUAAAUUGAAGAAGGAAGAGAACCAUGACAGACGAGUGAAAUUUCUGAUUAACGAAACAUACCGGUAGAACGUAAUAACGGAAUCUUGUGUAUCUUUAUUAUGAUGAGUUUAAGGAAAAGAAAAAAAGAAAAAAAACUGUAUAUGUAUAGUCUUAAUAAUAUUUUCGUUGUUCAUCUGUGUGUCUAUCACCGUAUUUAAUCGUGCAUUGAUAUCGGGAUUGAGAUUCAAUUGAUCGAUAUAAACUUUACUUUCCAAUGACUAAAAUGGGAGGUGAAUGAAAAACAAUGAUGUUUGUAUUUACAACUUUUUGUACGCGAGCAAAGAAAAAGUAAACGUCAAGAUGAAUUAUUGAUUACUCAUAACUGUUAAGACACGAGUAUAUUCUUGUUGGAAAAUAAUUUUAAAAAGGAUUAAUGAAUGAUAGAAGGUUACAAAGAAAAAUAAUUGAAUAAAAAGAGCUUGCGCAGGAUGUGAUAGACGAUAAGGGUCUUGAAAUUUAUUCACGAGACUGUGAACUAAUGAUUUUUCAUUACGUAUAUCGCGCGACGAACGUGUUUUGUAUUUUUUUCCUUUCUUUCAAAUCCAAUGAAUUUUCAAGUGUCGUGCAUAACCGAAGUUGUUUGGCAUAUGAAGUAAAUUGUUAAAGCAUUAACAAAGUCGUAGGAAUGAGAAUUUCUAUCCACGUGGAAAAAAAAUGAUCGAAAGGGCUUUCGUCCCAUUGAACCUUUCGUGAGGAGUUAUGCCUCACAAAAUCCUCGUGCAUCCAACCGUCGAGCGUUUGAACUUGAAAUUCAAUAAAACACAUUUAAAAAAACAAUUCAAAUCGUCCCAUUCUGAUUGGAAUAAUAAUGUACGUAUUUCUUGUAAUCCAAUGAAAUCUUGUAUGAUUAAUCUUAUUAUUAUUUGUACAUUACGACUAGAUUCGUCAGCACUUCAUCGAAAUUACUUAUUAUAUCGUACUGUGGAAAUAUGUGCAUCGUUCAUCGGUGCAUCUACCAUGAUUUUUCGGAUUAUUAUCAAUAAACAUAUGAAUAAUUUUCAACGAUAA